Molecule: messenger RNA, 2343 nt
Organism: Dicrocoelium dendriticum
Lineage: Eukaryota; Metazoa; Platyhelminthes; Trematoda; Plagiorchiida; Dicrocoeliidae
Source: the annotation of a GenBank genome assembly
AUGAUAAAGAGAGGCGAUUCCCCAAGUUGGCAGUCUGCUAAACAUGAUCGUGGAAGACAAUUCAUCCGCAAAUUGGCACACUGUUUCUGUGUUAGAUUCGAUUCCAUUUCGGCUGAAAGCGAUGGCGUUGGCGCUGCUGAACUUUCAAGGCAUCUGCAAGACGAUUUGGCAAUUAAUUCUGAGAGGUCUGGAUCAGCAGUGCUGAAGGGCGACGCUUCUGGCGUAUUUGAAAGAAGCGCACCAGAGAAAAUUAAGUCUGCUUCCACUGAUACACCACAUGACUCGGUGCCCAAGGAUCAUCCGGCAGCAUGCAUUGUACCGGCCCCAGAACUGACGGUUCACGAGACUCAGAAUAAUAACCAGUUUCAAUCACAUGAAUUAAAAAAAAUGCUUUCCCCUAAUUUUGCACAGAGCAAUGACACUGCUGUGUCCAUAAGUGGAGAUGAGAACAAAUACUGUGGACAAGCAAAUGUGAGAAACAAUGUGCCUCUGAGGCAAUGCAGUGCACGUGACGGUGAAGGUAACCUUGACCCCGUUCUGUUUGCUGCGGAAGAUGUAGCCUUGGCCUCAAGGUUAUUGUCAAGUGUACUAAAUUUGCUUAAACAACAGGUCGGUUGCAACAUAGAACGAGAUGAACAGGCGAGUACGGCUGCUCACUACAUCCAAAGUUCAUCCAUGGAAGACCUAAUCCACCGUUUGCCUGUGGAAAAAAUCCCAAAACUAAAUCAUUUAUGUGCCACUGAUACGCUCCCGCUUCAAGAGGGCUCGUUACACGAUCUUCCAUCGUUUGAUAAUGAACGUCAGAUCCCAUCCGUAUCAGUGGUAAUUGAAGAGAAUGAGUUCCAUUACGCAUCGAAGGAUAUACGGAUUUACGUAGAGGACAGCGAUCCCAUAGAACCAGUAAUCCCACUUACCAGGAACAGUUGCACGGAAGACGAACUGGAUAUCUUGAACCAUCUGGCUCCGAUCGUGAGGGACAAUUCUCUAAAAUCUCAAUGCCCCAUCACUUGGGACAAAUCACGUCAUCCAUCAGCUUAUACAUCAACCGUUAGAGUGGCAAAGCAGCUUUAUACGACCUUACCGACAGAUAGUCAUUCGGCUUGGCAAACCAUAGUAACAACGACCUUCCAACCCUUUUCGACCGAAGAAACCCAGGUGACUGAAGUGGAUGAUGCAUUGCCCACAGAUGAAAGUGAUCCAUCUGAGUUGCUAGGCAUAGAUAGCAUAAGGAAUCAUAGCGAAAAAAUAUCAGCGAUGCAUGGGUUUAUGAAUUUGCGUCAAUACCACACUCAGACUGAUCAAGGUGCAAGCCCCACUGCUACGCCAAUGGCCACGGUAGGAGCAAGUACCGUAUCAUGGGAUGGGCUAGCUAAGUCAAAUGACUCCAACGCAGGGCUGCGUUACUUUCAAGCCAAUACUGAAAGACCAUCAACGAGAAGUGAUAAGGAUUUUGCCUUCAAACACCAAGUUGAUGAAAACAAGCGAGUUGUUUCGACCGCAAUGCUACCUCCAGAGACACCGAACGCCGAAAAGAGACGCGAGGAAUAUGCAACCCGGCACCCCGUUGUUCUGGAUGCAGAUGAUUUGUCUUUCGAGGUCCUCUGUCAAUACAGCAACCAUAACGGGAUGCUGACAGGUGUAAUGACUGAACUCGGUCAACGGAAAGCUCACUGCCCUCAGCCAUCCGUAGAAGAGAGGCGCAACCCGAGAAACUUAAAAGCGCCCUACCACCAAAUGUAUUUUAAGGAGGGAUUUGAGUCAGGUCUGGACACCUCAUACAAUUCAAACCGCAGAGAACGGGUAGAAGCUAUUAAAUCAAAGCCUCAACGAGUUUCUUCCUGUCCGUUACGAGUAGGGCGACAUAGUUUACUCAGUUCCAAAAGCAACAAACCCAAAUUGCGAAAAUUGGCCUUGCUUCCUACAUUGAGGAUGGAACAGAUGGGAAGCAAUAUGUUCACAAGAAGGUCAAGCAAGACUAAUGGCCAGCCACUUACGGACCACACAAAGGAAUUCUCGCUACCACUUAGACAAAAAUUAUUGGCCAACAUUAUCACACGGAAGCGAUCUUAUCAAAUGCGCAACGUGCUCACGCAAAAUAACGUGCCAUCAGGAAUUCCUGCGAAGUCUUUAGCAUCUGUACUCCAGUCGGAAACUGGGGUGCUGCGAAAUCUAGACAAGCCUGUUUCUAGCGUAAGACAAGUUCAAGCGGCGCACAUGAGACAAAGCAAUGCUGGGUUACAAGUAAACAGUCCCCCCACUGCGAAAGGCGAUAGAACGCAGAUAAAUGUAGGCAAUAUAGAACCGAGCGUACACUUGCGUGAAAAUACUUCUCACUCUAGUUAG